CGAGUUUUUUCGGUUUCGCGGUUAUUGAAAAUCUCGUUUCCCGGGCGAGGGAACAAAAGCUAAAGGAUUAGGCUUCUUUUCCGAAUCGCAAUCGAUCGACGUUCUCCCCCUCAAUCUCCCAUCGUUUUAGGAAUCUGAUUAUAUAUUUAACAUUAUAUAUCAUUAUUGGAGAGCAUCAUUAAACAUGGAUAAUGGAGCUAAUAGAAGGAGAACGAGGAGAAGUGGAUCUGGUUUGGAGCAGACUAAUGGAGGAGAAGUUGUUACUCCAGCUCCUGAAAAUGUAUCUCAACAAAGCAAUGCCUCUGUACCUCUUAAAACACCAGAGGCAGAUAGUCACAUGAAAGAUCUAAAGGAAUCUACUAAUGAUGUAAACGUAAAAGGGAUAGCCAAUGGAGUUUCUGGUGAAGAGCAACAAGCAAGAACCCCUGUGACCAUAAAGAAAAGUUCUAAAACCAAAUUCUCAGGCUCGCAUCGUGAACUUGUACUUGGACUUCCUUGCCGUGGACAAUUUGAGAUCAACCGGAGUUCCAAGAAGCUUGGAGUUGGUGUUAAAAAGGAUGUACUUGUUUCAAGUCACAAGAGAGCUCCUAAAGAUUCUGCUGCUGCUGCUGCUGCAUCAUCUUCCGUUCAUGCUAACCCACCGCCUGUAAAUGGAUCAAAGAAAAAUAAGUAUGUGAAGAAAGUAGAAGUUAUAGAAGAUGAUGAGUACACAAGGAUCAAGAAGAAACUUCGGUAUUUUCUUAACCGGAUUAACUACGAGCAAAACCUUAUUGAUGCCUAUUCUUUAGAAGGCUGGAAAGGUUCAAGCGCGGAAAAGCUAAGGCCAGAGAAAGAGCUUGAACGAGCCAAGAAGGAGAUUCUACGACGCAAGGUUAAAAUUAGAGAGCUUAUUCAGCAUCUGGACACACUCUGUGCCCAAGGCAACAUUCCCGAGACUUUAUUCAAUUCUGAUGGAGAGAUUUCUAGUGAAGAUAUAUUCUGUUCAAAAUGUGGUUCGAAGGACGUGCAUCUUGAUAAUGAUAUCAUACUAUGCGAUGGGUUUUGUGACAGAGGCUUUCACCAAUACUGUGUUCAACCACCUUUGCGCAAAGAAGAUAUUCCUCCGGAUGAUGAGAGUUGGUUAUGCCCCGGAUGUGCUUGCAAAGAUUACACCUUCGACUUUCUUAAUGAUUCUUUAGGGACAAAGCUUUCAGUCAGCGACAGUUGGGAGAAAGUAUUUCCUGAGGCAGCAGCAGCAAUGGCUGGUGGUGGAGGUCAAAAUCUGGACUGUGAUCUUCCUUCAGAUGAUUCUGAGGAUGAAGAGUACGAUCCAGAUGGUUUGAAUGAUAAUGCAGAUGAUGAGGAUGGCAGUGAUGACAGUGAUGAGUCUGAAAACGAAAAUGGAAGUUCAGAUGAAUCUGCAUCUGACGAAAUGAUUGGAUCAUUUAAAGACGCAAAAGAUAUAAUGAACCUUCCGUCUGAUGAUUCUGAGGAUGAUGACUAUGAUCCUGAUGCCCCGACUCGUGAUGAAGAUAAAAUGCAGGAAAGUUCAAAUUCAGACAACUCAGACUCUGAGGAUGCUGAGACUUCCUCCAAAGGCGGUGAGUCUGAUGAGCAAGAUGAAGUUACGCCACGUGUGAAACCUGGCAGAAAGAAAUCUAAGCUCGCAGAUGUUUCCAUAUCAGAGUCAGAUGCUGGGAUUGAUGAUGAUGGUCUUGUAGCUGUUCCGGGGAGGAGGAAGGUUGAAAGGCUGGACUACAAAAAGCUGUAUGAUGAGGAAUAUGAGAACGCUCCGACUUCAUCAAGUGAUGAUGAGGAUUGGGAUAAAAUUGCUGGAAAAGAAGACUCCGAGUCAGGAGAUGAAGAUGAGGAAACUGUGCCUCUGAAACGGCCUUCAAAAGCAGAAGAUCAUACUUCUACUCAGAAACCUACACAGAGACCGAAAAUAGAAAAUAAGAAGGCUACUUUGAUAGCGCCACAAGAAGCACCCAGAGAAAAUGGUGUCUCUGGUGGAAAAAGCAGCUCUGCAUCAUCUAAACAGACAAAUCCCAAAACUCAGAGAUUGUUUGAGUCUUUUAAUGAGAAUCGAUAUCCAGACAUUAGCACAAGGGAGAACUUAGCCAAAGAGCUACAGAUGACAGUUAAACAAGUUUCUAGCUGGUUUAAUAAUACGCGUUUUUCGACAAGCAAAAGGAUGCUUUCAAAGGAAGGUGUUGAAAAGUUAAGAACAGGUAUUGAACGUGAAGGUGAGACAUCUGUUGCUGGAAGUAGCAAACAAACUGAACCAGUCACAGAGAAUCCGAGUGGAGCUUCGGAGUCAACCAGUACUGGAUCAAGAAAAAGAAGGAGAAGGGAUGACUCUGCAUCUGACGAAAUGAUUGGAUCAUUUAAAGACGCAAAAGAUAUAAUGAACCUUCCAUCUGAUGAUUCUGAGGAUGACGACUAUGAUCCUGAUUCCCCGACUCGUGAUGAAGAUGAAAUGCAAGAAAGUUCAAAUUCGGACAAUACAUCAGACUCUGAGGAUGUUGAGACUUCCUCCAAAGGCGAUGAGUCUGAUCAUCAAGAUGAAGUUAUGCUACGUGGGAAGCUAGGCAGAAAGAAAUCCGAGCUCCCAGAUGUUUCCAUUUCAGAGUCUGAUGCUGGAAUUGGUGAUGAUAGUCUUGUAGAUGUUCCGGGGAGGAGGAAGGUUGAAAGGCUGGACUACAAAAAGCUGUAUGAUGCAGAAUAUGAGAACGUUCCCACGUCAUCAAGUGAUGAUGAGGACUGGGAUAAAAUUGCAGGGAAAGAAGAUUCCGAGUCAGCAGAUGAAGGAGACACUGUGCCUCUGAAACAGCCUUCUAAAGCAGAAGGUCAUACUUCUACUCAGAAACCUAGUCAGAGACCGAAAAGAGAAUAUAAAAAGGCUACUUUGAUAGCGCCACAAGAAACACCCAGAGAAAACGGUUGCUCUGGUGGAAAAAGCAGCUCUGCAUCAUCUAAAGAUUCUAAACAGAAAAAUCCCAAAACUAAGAGAUUGUUUGAGUCUUUUCAAGAGAAUCGAUACCCAGAUAUUAGCACGAGGGAGAACUUAGCCAAAGAGCUACAGAUGACAGUUAAACAAGUUUCUAGCUGGUUUAAUAAUACGCGUUUUUCGACAAGCAAAACAAUGUCUUCAAAGGAAGAUGUUGAGAAGUUAAGAACAGGUGAGGAACGUGAAGGUGAGACGUCUCUUGCUGGAAGUAGCAAACAAGCUAUGGUAACCGAACCAGUUGCAGGGAAUCAGAGUGGAGCAUCGGAGUCAGUAAGUACUGGAUCAAGAAAAAGAAGUAGAAGGUAGAUUUGGAUUCUUAAUCAUGAAGGGUUUUAGUUAACUUGUGGAUCUGAAGACCUCGAAGUUGUAGGCAUUGCAAGAAUCAGUGAUGCGAAAGUGAAAAGUAGAGGCAAAAGAAAGAUAUAUUUCUUCAAAAAUAAAAUUUUGGAUAGAUUCAUUUUUAUUUGUAUGUUAUAAAUUUAUGAUUAUGAAAAAAUUUUGUUUAGAUUUUGACAGUUUUUUCCUGUUGUGGUUUUGUAAUGGAUAAAGAGACCGGUUUACUAUUUAUAAAUAUGGUCUAUACAACAGUCAACAGGUUUGCG
Eruca vesicaria subsp. sativa (arugula) is the source of this 3591-nucleotide messenger RNA. NCBI's taxonomy places the organism in Eukaryota, Viridiplantae, Streptophyta, Magnoliopsida, Brassicales, Brassicaceae. The record is from the annotation of a GenBank genome assembly.